GCAGCUCUAAACCGAAUCAUGUGUGGGAAACGCAAUGCGUAUUUUUGCCUUUGUGCACUGCUCUUGCUGCUGCUGCUGGGAAACUCCAUUGACGUCACGCUGGCCAAGCGUUUGCCCCAUAAACAGUUUGAGCAACGCAUUGUGGGUGGCCAGGAGGCAGCAGAGGGCGCGGCACCUUAUCAGGUAUCCAUACAAACGAGCUGGCAAACGCAUUUCUGUGGUGGCGCCAUCAUUGCCGAUCGCUGGAUACUUACCGCCGGCCAUUGUGCCAAUGAUUUUCCAGUGGAGGAGCUGCGCAUCAUCGUGGGCACCAAUGAGCGACUGCAGCCGGGCCAGGUGUUGCAUGUAAAGCAGGCGCUGAUUCAUAAGCUAUAUGAUAUACCUCAAGAGUAUGCCAAUGAUAUAGGCCUGCUGCAGCUGAAUGAUUCCAUAAUCUUUAAUGAGCGCACCCGCGCUAUAGAAUUGGGCUCUGAACAGCCGCCAGAUGGCGCCAUUGUAACGCUAACCGGCUGGGGUGCACCUGGACUCAAUUUGCCUGUUAUGGAACGUUUGCAAACGCUGAAUCUAAAUGUCUUGGCGCAUGAGAAGUGCCUAGCAGCUUGGGCAGAUGACGAUGAUGAAGUGGAUAUUGGUCAUCUUUGCACGUUUACUAAGCGUGGUGAGGGCGCUUGUAACGGCGACUCUGGUGGUCCAGUUACCUGGCAAGGCAAGAUCGUGGGCGUCGUAAAUUGGGGCGCUGCCUGCGCUGUGGGCAAACCAGAUAUGCACGCCAAUACUGUUUACUACCAAGACUGGAUACGCCGCACCAUGUCUGGCUGCAAGCAGCGCGUUAAUUAAAUGUUACAAUAAAACUAUAAAAAUAUAAA
This is a messenger RNA of Drosophila busckii, 866 nucleotides long. RefSeq names its product chymotrypsin-1. The transcript has a single exon. NCBI's taxonomy places the organism in Eukaryota, Metazoa, Arthropoda, Insecta, Diptera, Drosophilidae. Gene Ontology annotation, molecular function: serine-type endopeptidase activity. Bases 19 to 837 code for a protein of 272 amino acids. Gene Ontology annotation, biological process: proteolysis. The record is from RefSeq and is a predicted model, not a curated record.